This is a messenger RNA of Fusarium vanettenii 77-13-4, 1389 nucleotides long. RefSeq lists its product as uncharacterized. The record is from RefSeq and is a predicted model, not a curated record. The transcript is spliced from 7 exons. Bases 1 to 1389 code for a protein of 462 amino acids. Gene Ontology annotation, molecular function: pyridoxal phosphate binding. Gene Ontology annotation, biological process: biosynthetic process. Lineage: Eukaryota; Fungi; Ascomycota; Sordariomycetes; Hypocreales; Nectriaceae.
AUGUCUUUCGGUGGUCGCAAGUUCUCUAUUAACCGCCAUACUGGCGCUCCCAAACCCCUCGCUCGUCGCUUUAGCAUGGGCGAGCCGUCGACAAACGAGUUCCAGUCCAAGGUUCAUCGUCAGUUCCGUAAUGCCCACGAGGGUCACAUGCCCCAUGCCGGCCUCGACGCUAGCCGAUCAUCCACCGGUGUCAUCUGGUGCACAGAGCGAGCCUCCGAGUAUGGCUACCUCGAGGAGCCCGAGCUCUGGGCCAACCUCGGUCAAGGUGCCCCUGAGGUCGAGGAUGACAUCCAGGGCUGCUUCCCCCGACCCGAGACCAUUAGCAUCUCCAUGGCCGGCCGAGAGUACGGUCCCACAGCGGGUAUCAAGCCCCUGAGAGAAGCUGUCGCCAAGCUCUACAACCACAUGCACCGUCAGGGCAAGGAGAGUCAGUACACCUGGGAGAACGUCGCCAUCGUUCCCGGUGGCCGUGCUGGUCUCAUCCGAAUUGCCGCUGUCCUCGGAAACUCGUACCUUUCCUUCUUCUUGCCUGACUACACGGCCUACAAUGAGAUGCUGAGUCUCUUCAAGAACUUCGCUUCCAUCCCUGUCCCUCUGUCUGAAGAGGAUGGAUAUCAUAUCCACCCCGAUAAGAUCGCUGAGGAAAUUGCCCGUGGUACCUCGGUCAUCCUGACCUCCAACCCUCGCAACCCUACCGGCCGUGUCGUUGCCAACCCCGAGCUUGCCGAGAUUCAGGACAUUUGCCGUGACCGUGCCACCUUUAUCAGCGACGAGUUCUACUCGGGUUACAACUACACCAGCAACUGUGAUGGUACCACCAUCUCUGCUGCCGAGAACGUUGAGGAUGUCGACGAGGAUGAUGUUCUCAUCAUUGAUGGUCUCACCAAGCGCUUCCGACUUCCCGGAUGGCGAAUUGCCUGGAUCCUGGGCCCCAAGGAGUACAUCAACGCCAUCGGCUCUUGCGGUAGCUACCUCGAUGGUGGUGCCAGCCACCCCUUCCAAGAGGCGGCCAUUCCCAUGCUCGAGCCCGAGGUCGUGCAGAACGAGAUGGUUCACCUGCAGGCUCACUUCCGAGACAAGCGUGACUACGUUGUGCGACGCCUCCGUGAGAUGGGUUUCGUCAUCAAGUACGUGCCCGACUCGACCUUUUACCUCUGGCUUAACCUGGAGGGUCUCCCCGAGUCGAUUGCGGACGGCCUCAACUUCUUCCAGGCGUGUCUGGAGGAGAAGGUGAUUGUGGUUCCUGGUAUCUUCUUCGACCUGAACCCCUCGCGCCGCCGUGACCUGUUUGACAGCCCUUGCCACCACUUUGUGCGUCUGUCGUAUGGUCCUAGAAUGGACGUGCUCAAGAUGGGUAUGGAUGCUAUUGAGCGUGUUGUGCACAAGUAA